Prorocentrum cordatum is the source of this 1852-nucleotide messenger RNA. The record is from the annotation of a GenBank genome assembly. Lineage: Eukaryota; Dinophyceae; Prorocentrales; Prorocentraceae.
AGCCGCGCUGGGCCCGAGCGGCUCCGAGCGGCCGCCGGCGGCCCGUGCGCGGCCCCUGCUUCACCGGGGCCGCCAGGGGGCCGCGGCCGCCGGAUCGCGGGGUCCCUCGUCUCGCUGGGCGGCGCGCAAAAGGGGGCGACGCCCGGUCGCGGGGGGGCGCUCCCCGGAAAAGUGCACCUCCAUCCCCUCCCCCUCCACAGUUGUCGCUCCCCCCCGAUUGAGGGACGCCCAGUCGCAGGGUUGGCGCGCCGCGGCGGGCACACCUCGUGGAGAUGCAGGCGGGCCUCAUGGAGAAGCAGGCGGCCAGGGUCCUCGUGGCGGGGCGCGGGCAGCCCCUGGCGGCGGGCUCGGGCCUGUCCGCCGCGGGGGCCAUGAGGCUGCGGAGCUGGGACGCCAGCCCCUCUCCGACGCCUCCCGCCAAGGCCCGGGCGUCGCCGCUGCUCUCGGCGCGCCGGGCGCGGGUCGUGCACCCCGCGCCCGCCAGCGGGGCGGAGCGCGAGGUGGCCGUGGCGGCCGCGGGGCUGGGGCCGAAGUUCGGGUGGCAGGACGCGCCAGACGUGACGCAGGAGCCGAUCACGAUGGUGGGCGCGAGCGAGCUCGAGGGCGCGCCUCCGCCCCAUCAGCUCGCCGCCGCCAUGCCCUCGGAUCGCGAGCGCUUCUUCGGCAGGUUGUCCGCCGCUCAGGUGCAGGCCGAACUGGAGCGCCAGAGUACCCUGCUGAGGGGGCUGGUGCGCGACAUGGACAUGGUCAAGAACGCCUUGUGGCACAUCGAGGACGACAAGGGGCCCGUGGAGGCGCGGCUAGAGCGCCUCGAGGGGCUGUCCGACGCCGCGCUGGUGGCGGAGAAGCUGGGCGGCUUCGAGGGCCGCGUCGCGCUCAUGGAGGCCAGGCUCGCGCAGGCCGAGGAGAGCCGGGAGCGCGAGCUGGUUCCUCUCGCGGAUCGGGUGGCGCUGCUGGACGCGCGAGCGCUGGUCCUGGAGGCCCGGCCGGUGGUCGAGCCGGGCGCGGUGAAUGUGGCGCUCUCUGGUCUCGAGGCGCAGGUGGACGCCGUGCGCGCGGAUCUGGCCCUCUGCGGCCGCAGGACCUCCGCGCUCGACGCGCAGGUCAGCUUCGCCAGGGACUCGAUCGGCGCCCGCGUGAACGCGCUCGAGGCCUGCCUGGGCGCGGCGCCCGCCGGGGCGCCCGCGGCGCCGGAGGCCCGCGCGGGCGGGCCGCCCGCGGAGGCGCCCGCGGCGCCCGGGGCCCGUGCGGCCGCGAGGGCAUCGGUCAGCAAGGCCGUCGCGAGCGCGCUGGGGAAGGCCAGCGUGCGGGACUCGUGGGCGGCGGCGGAGGCCAGGGGCUCGGCCGCAUCGGUCGUCGGCGGCGUCCUGCGGAGGUCGCUGGAGAGGCUGGGCGCGCUCGGGGCGGAGGUCACGGCGGGCGAGGGGCCUGCGCCCCCGUACCAGCUGCAGGGGGCCAGGGCCAGCGAGGAGCCCGUGUCCCCACGCGGAUUGCAAAGAUUGAGGACGCAGGAGUCCCAGGCCUCGGAGGUGAGCGAGUGGCUCUCUGGAGGAUAUGGGCAGGGAUCUCCGGCGGCAAGCUCCUACAGAGGGCUGGUCCUGGAUAUGGUGAGUCAGAUCACGGAGAAGACUGUGAACGAGGGGCGUGCUCCAGCGGCUUGAGCGCCGAAGAGCCGCAGGAUUCGUGACCUCAAUGGCUGGCCAUGCGUCGCGCGAUGUCGGCUGGAUGGCGCGGAGUACGAUACGAUAGGGCCGAGCUACUAGUGACUUUUGGCGCGGCGCUCCCUCGCGCUCGCUGGGCCGGCGUCGAUCCGGCCAAGUAUGUUACGUAUUGAGCUGUGCAGGAAGGGGAG